Molecule: messenger RNA, 3217 nt
Organism: Diorhabda sublineata
Lineage: Eukaryota; Metazoa; Arthropoda; Insecta; Coleoptera; Chrysomelidae
Gene: Scamp
Product: secretory carrier-associated membrane protein 1
Exons: 7
Coding region: 184-1215 (343 amino acids)
Biological process (GO): protein transport
Cellular component (GO): trans-Golgi network membrane; recycling endosome membrane
Source: RefSeq, a predicted model, not a curated record
GAAGCUCCUGACAAGAUACGCAAUGAUUGUGCGCACAAAUAAAUGUCAUUGUCAAUGUUUUUGACAUUUAAGUUAGCUCUGAAAUAAAUAUGGUGUCCUGUAAAGGAAGAUAAUGGUGUUUUAGAUAAGAUAAAACAUUUUGUUUGUGCUCACCAAAUAAAUUAAAAACAAAAUAUUACCAAUAUGUCUGGAUUUGACGAAAAUCCUUUUGGGGAACCCACUAUCGACAACCCUUUUGCAGAUCCUUCUGUUCAACAAGUUGCCAGAAGUGCGAGUGCCCAACUGAAGGUGGAUGAUUACAAUCCAUUUGAUAACCAAGCACAAAAUCAAACACCGAUGAGCUAUGGCCAAAGCAAUACUGGCCCAGCAAUUAUGCAGCCUACUCAAGAACCACCAGCAUACACCAAAAGUGGUCAACAACAAGCCCAAAAUAUAUCAAAACCCACUUUAGACACAGCUGAACUUCAGAGAAGACAAGAGGAAUUAGAAAGAAAAGAACAAGAAUUGGCUCGAAGAGAAGAGGAAAUGAGAAAUUCCACAUAUAAUGUAAGGCGUAAUAAUUGGCCACCAUUGCCUGAACAAUGCUGCUUUCAACCUUGUUUUUACCAGGAUAUCCAAGUCGACAUUCCUUUAGAAUUUCAAAAAAUUGUAAAAAAUCUUUACUACCUUUGGAUAUAUCAUGGAGCCUUGAUGAUUGUAAAUGUUAUUGGUGGAAUAAUUCUAGAAAAUGUUACUAUUGUCGGAUUGGGGAUAUUGUACCUUUUAUUAUUUACCCCAUUCGGAUAUUUAUGUUGGUUUAGACCUGCAUACAAAGCUUUCAGAUCAGAUUCAUCUUUCAACUUUAUGGUGUUUUUCUUCAUAUUUUUCUUUCAAUUUGUUAUUACUACUAUUCAAUUUAUUGGUAUUCCUAGUUCGGGCACUAUAGGAAUUAUUACCGCUCUUUCAACGUUUGGAAAGACAGCUUGGAGUAUUUUUAGUGGAAUAAUUGCAUUGAUUAUUGCCAUUGGAUUUGGAUUUGCAGCAGCAGCUGAUUUAUUUUUGAUUUCUAAGAUCCACCGCAUGUAUAGAAGUACGGGAGCUAGUUUGGCAAAAGCUCAGCAAGAAUUCACUACAGAGUUUUUCCGCAGUCAACACGUUCGUAACGCCGCCAGCAAUGUAGCAGCGGCUGCCGUUAAUUCUCAAUUAAACCAAAAUCAAAAUAACCCCAGAUACUAGUUUUAUUGACUAUAUAUUAUUCCAUUUAAUAUUCAAAUCUGAAAGACUUUUGUUGAUUGUUGAAAUUGUGAAAGAAUAUCAUUAUUAAUCAAAAUAUUUAUAUAAACAUAUAAAGACAACAAAUUUUACUUCUUCCAAUUCUAAAUAAACACACUAUGUUUGGGUUCAAUAUUAAUAUUUGCAAAAUAUUCAGUAACUGCUUAUUGAUAUGAAAUUUAAUUAUAAUUUAAUGUUUCAUUAUUCUUCAUAAAUGUUUUGCUAAAAAUACUUGAUGGUUCUUCCAUUUCCUGGUCAAAUUUUUCCACCGUCCAAAAUUUUCUUAUGAGCUUAUUAAGUACACGUACAUAAUUUUUAUUUUAAUUGAAUUAGUCGUCUUGUUACUUGAUUCCUUCAAUUCAUUUCAGUUAGUUGAAAUUAUAUAAAUUUCAAUCUUCUGUUCCUAUAAGCAGUUCUCCUAUAUAGAGUUGCAAUAUUGAAAUGUGAACCUGUACACCUGAUGACGAGUUUUAAUAUAUUUUAUAUACAUCAGUGUCAGGUGUUGACCAGAGGCUGAUCUAGCAGUCAUGAAUUAUAAAUUUUGAGUACCACUUUGAAUAAUAAACAUUGUGGGCGUCCCUAGGCAAGUGCCUAGUUUGCAUUAGCGAUAAUCCGCCUCUGGUGUUGGCCAAUAUUUUUGUUAGACAACGAUUUUAAUUUGUAGAUAUUUUGACAUAUAUAAGACAGUUUGUUACAAUCCUUGUCAAUUAUUAAUAUAAAAUUGACAUUUUAUUGUUAAACUUCACAAUAAGAAUUAGUGUCUUUUGGACAAAUUUUCAUUUAAUUCGUCACAAAAAUUUUCUUCCAAUGCGCUACUAUUAAUAGCUUUGCUAAAUUUCAGAACCAAUGAAAUUGUUAAGACUUUUUUUUCCGUAAAUAGCUUCUUUUCAAAAAGUUUUUAUUGCGAUUUACUAACUUGUCAAAAACUUUCAUUCAAUUAGAAAUCCGUUUCUUAGUAUUUUUCUGAUGAAGAUUACUAUUUAAAUUUCACAUUUCUCUCUAUUUUUACCAGAUUAAAUCUGAUUAUAUAUUUUAUGUGACAAUUUGACAUUCAUUGAUGUAGCUAUUUCUUAUUAGCAAAUUUGAUUACAUUGAUAAAUUUUAUUUGAAGCAGUAUUCCAUAUUGUUACCUGCUAAUAAUUCCAUUUGAAACACUAUCCAUUCGUACUCAUGGUAAGUGACAUUGAUUAUGGCUAAUUUAAUGUAAAUUAUUCAAAACUUAAAAUCGAUUUCAACCCUCUGUCGUUGGUCACGUUAUUUUUCUCGUCUUUGUUCCAUGACAAAGUGAGAGAAGUAAAUAUAUUGUAUUACCCCAAACAAAUCAUUCCUAAAACAACCAUAAUUUCAUUCUUCGCUCCCAUUUACACUCCUUAAAAAAACUACUUAAACUUACUAUUUAUAGGACUUGGUUGAGAAUGUAUUACCUUGACACAAUGUUACUGACUCUGGCGAGUUUGGAGAGAUGGCGGGGGAUAUCCUCCUUGGAAAGUAUUAUAUUGUUGGUGUCAGAAUGUUCUAGAUGAAAAAACUAUAUGUGUGAUCUUUUGGACAGUUCGACCGACGACGGCCGUUUGAUAUGGUUAUUGGAAGUUUCUGUACAUACUGUCACAAAUAAAGAAUAUUCAAACAAUGCCCUCAAUUAUAAGCUUCAAUGGAUAUUUUUGUAUCGUUUAUGUAGCUUGUACUUAACAUCCUAAUUUUGAUCAUCAGGUAUUUUUCUAUAGUUGUAUUUGUCUGUGUUAUUGUAUUUAUUGGAAUGAUCAUAAGAUUAAAUAUAAUUUGCGGCAGUACUAAUGUUUAAAUACCUAUAUCGUUUUGCUUACUAGCUGUAUAUUUAUUACUUAUGAUCAAAAUUUUUACGUAAAAUUCAGCACUCUGGUUUAUUUAUUAUUAUAGUUUCGUAAUUUUUUCCUUUUUGUAAGUAAUAAUAGAUAUUGUAAAUUGAAUAAUAAAAAUGAAGUUACAA